This is a messenger RNA of Pogona vitticeps (central bearded dragon), 3589 nucleotides long. It is a transcript of the gene GNAZ, whose product is annotated as G protein subunit alpha z. Gene Ontology annotation, molecular function: G-protein beta/gamma-subunit complex binding; GTPase activity; GTP binding. The record is from RefSeq and is a predicted model, not a curated record. Gene Ontology annotation, cellular component: cytoplasm; heterotrimeric G-protein complex. Lineage: Eukaryota; Metazoa; Chordata; Lepidosauria; Squamata; Agamidae. Gene Ontology annotation, biological process: adenylate cyclase-modulating G protein-coupled receptor signaling pathway.
GGAGGCACCCCAAAGCCGCCUCGCCUUUCCUGUGCCAGAGAGAAAACCACCCAGCCCAGGGCCCAGGGAGGGGCCGCCAGGAGGCGGAGAGGCACGGCCCCCCACCCGGCACGGGCGCCCCUCGAGGCCGGUGCCGGAGGCAUCCUUUACGGGAAGCCGGGGUCCUGGGGGAAGCCGGACAGCUAUAGGAAAAGAAGGUGCUUGCCUGCCGGAUGAGGAGGAGGGCUGGUGGCGGCUGUGAUCGACCGCAGCGCUCCCCACCCGGGAGUGGGGCCCCUGCGUGGCAAGAGGUUCGGCCGCAGAUCCGUGCACCCGAUCCUGACCGGGGAUAAAGAACAACAUGCAAGUCAAGGCAGCCCAGGCCUUUCCAUGGGUGGCUUCGGCAGCACCUGAUGGCCUCUGUCCUGCAACUGGGAAGCCCAAGUGACAGGAGCAGCCAGCAGGAGCGAGGGAGAAGAUUGGGCUGGGCAGCCCAGAGAGGCAUCUCACGGAUCCAGCCCCUGGAGUUGGCCUUCCUCAGCCGGCCUGGGCAUCUGCCCACUCUCAAGAGCAUGGAGGUGCCGCAGCCGAGGAGGAGAUGAUUGCCCGUUGGGAGGCUUAGCAACCCUGCCGGGACCCGACAAGGUGGUGCAGGCCCACCGGAAGACAUCCUGUGCUGCCUGUGUCUUCCUGCCCAGCCCUGCCGCAAGCCACACAACAGGACCGGGGGGGGGCAUGACCGUUCCGGCCGCCCUUUCUUAGAGACUCCCCCCAGCUCCCCUCUGGCCAGCCUCUGCUGUACCAUGGGAUGCAGGCAAAGCUCGGAGGAGAAAGAGGCAGCGCGGCGGUCCCGGAGAAUCGACCGCCACCUGCGCUCGGAGAGCCAGCGCCAGCGGCGCGAGAUCAAGCUGCUCCUCCUCGGCACCAGCAACUCCGGCAAGAGCACCAUCGUCAAGCAGAUGAAGAUCAUCCACAGCGGUGGCUUUAACCUGGAAGCCUGCAAAGAGUACAAGCCCCUGAUCAUCUACAAUGCCAUCGACUCCCUCACGCGCAUCAUCCGGGCUCUAGCCACCCUCAAGAUCGAGUUCCACAACCCGGACCGAGCCUACGAUGCUGUCCAGCUCUUUGCCCUGACGGGGCCGGCCGAGAGCAAAGGGGAGAUCACGCCGGAGCUGCUGGGGGUCAUGAAACGGCUGUGGGGGGACCCGGGGGUGCAGGAGUGCUUCUGUCGCUCCAACGAGUACCACCUGGAGGACAACGCCGCCUACUACCUGAACGACCUGGAGCGGAUCGCCGCGCUGGACUACAUCCCGACCGUGGAAGACAUCUUGCGCUCCCGGGACAUGACCACGGGGAUCGUGGAAAACAAGUUUACGUUCAAAGAGCUGACUUUCAAAAUGGUGGACGUAGGGGGCCAGAGGUCGGAGCGCAAAAAGUGGAUCCAUUGCUUUGAGGGGGUCACAGCAAUAAUUUUCUGCGUGGAGCUGAGUGGCUACGACUUGAAGCUGUACGAAGAUAACCAAACAAGCCGCAUGGCCGAGAGCCUCCGUCUGUUCGACUCCAUCUGCAACAACAACUGGUUUAUAAACACCUCCCUGAUCCUCUUCCUGAACAAGAAGGAUCUCCUGGCAGAAAAAAUUCGCCGCAUCCCGUUGACCGUCUGCUUCCCCGAGUACAAAGGCCAAAACACGUACGAGGAAGCGGCAGUCUACAUUCAGCGCCAGUUUGAGGACCUGAAUCGCAACAAGGAGACCAAGGAGAUCUAUUCCCAUUUCACUUGUGCCACUGACACCAGUAACAUCCAGUUUGUGUUUGACGCAGUGACAGACGUCAUCAUUCAGAACAAUCUCAAGUACAUCGGCCUUUGCUGAGGAUCUGAGCGGAUGCGUCUGGUUUCUUAAGGCAGUGCCAACGAGGCAGGGCGCCAGCACGCCGGGUGAACAACAGGGCAGAACUGGGAAGAUCUCGCCAUGGCAGGGAGCGAUCUGGAGGAGUAUAUGCGCACUGAUUCCUUGGGCUGAUUCCUGCACAAGGUUUGGGGCAGGGGGGAGAAAGGCCCUGGGACAAGCCAGCCUCCUGAUUUCUGAACAGGGAGGCGCUGAACUGCCAGGGAGUGCAACUGACGACCGUCCCGUCCUCGCUUGCUCAUUCGGUCUGUUUCGUCCUUUUUUUCUUCUGAGCUGGUGGAGCAGCCGGGCUUUGGGUAGAAAUGAGACAGAUGGCCGCCUUGACUGUCCUGGAAACCAGAUCCCUUUGGGGAAGAGACAGAGCCGGUGAGUAGGAGAGGGGCUGCCUUGUGACAUCCCCCUCCCCACUGCCCCUCCCCCCGGAAAAGCAAAGGUAUUUUUCCUGACCGGAGGCUCUAGAGAGAGAGAGAGAGCAGGCUGAGCCGAGCACAGGGUUUGUUCCUCACGCACACAUCCUGGCACACCAGCUGGUAGGUGGCGUACCAGUCGGUCCUGCUGCCACGGGCACGUAACUUGCAGUAAAUACUGGCCUGCACCCACUAGGCACACACGUCCGCUUUGCCUCCUGGUUGAUCACCGACAUUCCACCUGUGGAAGGAAUGGGUUGUGCCAACGGGUGCUGGGAGUGGCCACCCUGACCUCGUGAGGCCUUUCUGCCGUUCAGAUCUUCAAAGCGGGCAGUAAAAAUUAAGAAACAAAAGACUGGAGUCCCACUUGUGGCCAGUGUUUGUUCUACCGAUGAGGCAUUUUAUACAUUAAAAUAUUUUCUUUUUCUUUCUGUUGUUGUUGUUGCCAAAAACAAUGUGCUCUUUCACAGAAACUUUAAAAGUUUAAUAAGUGGUUGGUUGGUUUAUUAUUAUUUUUUAAACACACGGUUAUAAAAAGUGUUUGUUGUUGUUUUUUUUAAUUAUUGUUUCAUUGUCUGGAUUUUAUGAGUGUGCCAAUGGAUAAUUCUGUUCCUUCACAGAAAUGCCGAGAAGUGGGUCAAAGAGCCUUUUCUUAAACACAGGAGCCAACAAAACUAUACGAUAGAGCCUUCUGUCCUUCACUCUCUUUUUUGGUGUUUAUUUUUUAAAAUGUGCUGUAAUUAUUAGGUGAACUGAUGAGUGGUAUGAACAAUAUUUAAAUGUCUAGAUAUUUAAUUUUUUUAAAAAAGUUAGUGGAAUUAAGGAAAUGGAAGUGAUGCAUCUCUCUACUCCUUUUCAUCCGGUGUGCUAAAAAAAUUAAUAAUACUGGGUGACCUUAUUACUGUAGUACAUUUACAGUUGAGUUUGAAUGCUUAAAAAGCUCUGUGUGUGACCGUAUUGGGAAAAAAAAACCUCACAUAGAUCAUAUGGCCAGUGGUCAUGUGACUCCUUCAGUCCCUGGACCCCAAAACAGACUUCUAACAGACCAUUGUAAAUUAAAUGUGUAAAUAUAUGUUCAAGCGCCGUAAAGCACAUAAACAUGUAUUAUUUCUCUCUCUCUCUCACACACACAAUGUUCUCCCUCCCUCUGUCUCCCAUUUAUAUGAAGAAGGGUGGGCGUUCUCAGCCAAGGGCUUUACGAAAAACAUAACAGGAAACAGUGAACGAUGACAAAUGUUGCCCGCUGUCCACUUUACAAAAAUAAAUAACCUGAAUGAUCCUGACUAGUCCAUGGUG